UCCCAUUCCAUCACGUCUCUCAACCCCCCUGCUGUCUCGAGCUGCACAGAGGCGACUAUAGCGGACAGUGAGCAUGGCGGACAGAGAUACACGCAGCGCUAGCCAUGCCGGCGGUCGUGACGACUGGUACAUGGCUGACCCAGCCGGGUUGAACCAGAUGCUCGACGCAUUCCUGAACGACGUCAGAGGCCCAUUCACCGGUGUGCAGGGCUCUUUUGCUGACGAGACCCUACCUAUUCCGGGUGCCCGGAUUGUCAUUGCGCCUCACGCCGGCUACAACUACUCGGGCAAGUGGGCAGCCUGGGCGUACAGAACACUCGACUUGUCAAAGGCCCGGCGAGUCUUUGUGCUGGGCCCAUCGCACACCUAUGGCUUCCGCGGUGCCGCCCUCACCACGUUCGCCAGGUAUGCCACCCCUCUAGGCGACCUCGUCGUGGACGAGCCGACAGUGGCAGAGCUGCGUGGCACGGGAAAAUUCACAGACAUCCCCCGCACCAAUGACGUCCGCGAGCACUCGCUCGAGAUGCACCUGCCGUACCUCUACAAGCAGAUUGCCGCCACCUUUGAAUCGCCAAGCAGCUAUCCGACCAUCGUCCCCAUCCUCGUGGGCAACAACAAGCUCGCUGAAGAACAGCUCUUUGGGCGCCUCCUCGCUCCGUAUCUUGCUCAGCCAGACACCGUCUUCGUCGUCAGCUCAGACUUCUGCCACUGGGGCGACCACUUCGACUACAAGCCGUACACGCGAAACGAAGACUGCAGCGACAUCCGCCAGCUCGGCUACCGGGACAGUGCCCCUUCCAAUCCGACGAUUCACGAGAGCAUUGCAUACAUUGAUAAGCAGGCCAUGCGUUACAUCGAGGCCGGUGACCACGCCGGUUUUGUUGCCAAUCUAGCCGAGACGGAGAAUACUGUAUGUGGCCGUCAUCCGAUUGGAGUGGCGCUCGCUGCACUCGAACGGCUCUCGCUCGAGGCAGGUACGACUCAGGGGGAUCGGUUUCGGUUCAAAUUUGUCUGUUACGCUCGCAGCAAAGACAUCACCAAAGUCAAUGACUCUAGUGUGAGCUAUGCGUCGGCUUAUGCUGUGCUGUGAGAGGGAAGCAUAUCUUGAAGCGAGUUGUUCUCACCACUCUUCUUGAGCGUCCCAGCUCCCGUGUACAUAGCCAGGCUACGUGGCGAAGGCGUUGCUGAUGAACAUGGCUGCCGGAGAAGGACCAUGUUACGUGGGUUGAGACUAGACAAUGCCGAGAGGGAACCGCGAUCUUGGAGCAUGUUUUCGGAUCGGCUACCAGCCUGAUACAUUAUGAGCUAUGUGGUCCUACAUGAGGCAUUGCGAAUGACCCAGCAGGUGUGGUUGAAAAUGGCAGGCUAUUUGUUGAGCGCGGCUACACGAAGUGCUGUCAGCGUCCGACCCCACGUGCGUGGGGUCGAAUGUCUGACUAGAGACGGAGACCCGCGUCGAACGCACGGCAAGCUUGAAACCCAGGGCGACACAUUCACCGAGCCAUACCAAUCGGAGAAUUUCCGGUCCAGAAAUGUGGUGCCACGGGC
Messenger RNA from Microdochium trichocladiopsis, 1548 nucleotides. Its product is annotated as memo-like protein. The coding region runs from base 74 to 1090 and encodes 338 amino acids. The record is from RefSeq and is a predicted model, not a curated record. The transcript has 2 exons. NCBI's taxonomy places the organism in Eukaryota, Fungi, Ascomycota, Sordariomycetes, Xylariales, Microdochiaceae.